Molecule: messenger RNA, 2000 nt
Organism: Amphiprion ocellaris (clown anemonefish)
Lineage: Eukaryota; Metazoa; Chordata; Actinopteri; Pomacentridae
Gene: fblim1
Product: filamin binding LIM protein 1
Exons: 8
Coding region: 184-1359 (391 amino acids)
Biological process (GO): cell-cell adhesion
Cellular component (GO): stress fiber; focal adhesion
Molecular function (GO): filamin binding
Source: RefSeq, a predicted model, not a curated record
GUGGCCUUGUGCAGAUAGUCGCCCCUCUCUCCCGGAGUCAAGUCUUCUCUCAGAGGCAGCACAUAGCAGGGAAAAUAAACCAGAAGUUUAGAGAUACAGAACAGGGAAAGAGAAAGAACUGAGGAGAGGGAGCUGUCUUCAAAAUACAUCUUAAUUUAGGCUGUAUGACAGUUUGAUACAGUCAUGGCUUCAGCAGCUUCACCAAAAAGGAUGGUGUCUUCUGUCUUCAUCACUCUGGCGUCUCCCUACCGAGCCACAGUAACACAGCAGCAGCCCGCCCUCCAGGCUCACAGUGCCUCGGCCAGAGACAAGCAGCAUGCUGCUCUGAGAGUCAGUCCAGGUGACAGCAAACCUGCCGUCAGACAUACAAGAGAGGAGCGAUCGCCAUCCCAGUCUUACAGCAGUGGGAACAGCAAAGAUCAGACUCAUUCAGAGGUGUCAGAAAGAACUUCAGACCCUCAGAGCCCCAAAGCUGCCCAACCUGGACCCAGCAGAGCACAGCUGCAAGAAGAACAAGACCAGAGCAGUGUUCCAGAGUUCUUCCCUCCUCCUCCUCCUGACGUCCUGCCUUCAUAUCCAACAUCGUCACUCUCUGAAGAAUCAGCACUUCCACCACCUCCUCCUGUCCAGACACCUCCUUCCCACCCCCUGACUUCAGGCCAGCAGCCAGUUUACAACAGACAGCUGGAAACAAGCACACCAUCUAGUGGGUUAAACCAAGAUGAACAAUCGAAUGGGAUCCACAAAAACAGUCCAGACACCAGCAGGGAGAGCAGAGACGUGUGUGGCUUCUGUCGGAAGCCCGUGACUCUUUCUGAACCUGCGAUCGAGGCUUUAAACAGGACUUAUCAUGACGGCUGCUUCCAGUGCAGAUCCUGUCACAUUCCCCUGGCUGGUAAACAGUACUACAACAAGGCAGGCAUCCCGCUCUGUGAAGACUGUUACCAGGCCAGUUUGGAGCUUUGCUGGGCGUGUGGGGAGGUCAUCACAGAUCACGUGAUCCGUGCACUAGAGCGAGCCUACCACCUCCCUUGUUUCACCUGCACAACAUGUAAACAGCAAAUUGGAGAGCAAGCUUUUGCUCAGGGAGAAGUUGGGGAAGUCUACUGCCUUCAGGACUAUUACAGGAAAUAUGCUCCACAGUGUAGUGCAUGUAACCGGCUAAUCAUUCCAAAGGAAGAUGGCACUGACAGCUAUACUGUUGAAUGUCUGGGACGUUCCUACCAUGAGAACUGCUACAGAUGUGAGGUCUGUGUCAUCCAGCUCUCUCCUGAACCUAACGAGCACGGCUGCUAUCCUUUAGAUGGGAAGAUGCUGUGCAAAUCCUGUCACCUGAACCUGGUUUCUGGCCAACACUAAUGCCGGGAAAAGAGCAGCUGCAGGAAAACUACCAGCUUCAAGGAGAUGGGAGCAUUUAAGACGAGCAUACGAAUGUCACAAACAGCUUCUCCAAUAGAGCGAUAAUUUCAUGGAUAUUUUUACAAUAUAUUUUGCUUUCUGAAGAUUCUCCUAUUCUUGUUUUAUACUUGAUCAUUUUGCACUCAAUAAACCCUAAAUUUUGCAAUUAUAUUUAUGCAACUGACUUAAAAACAUACGACAAUGACGAUCAGAAUUUUUGUACAUCUCAAUCAGUGUGCUGUUUCUCAAUUGCAUUAACCCUCCGUAAAAAAAAGAACUUUAGAUUAAAAAACAUUUAUGGAAAAAUAAAGUAAUAUAUUUUAUCUUGAGGCAGACUCAAUCAUUCAUAACAUUUGAUAAGUUGCACAUUUAGCCUCAGUAAGUAUCAAGAUGUGAAACUGCAGAGACAAACCACUGAACAGAUAAAGCAGAAACAAGCUUCUGCCUUAAUGACACUAAACUAUUCACACUGACUGAACACUAGAAACGUCUCAUUCAAAUCCCAGUUGAACUGUUUUAUUUAUAGCCUUUAUCUCAAAAUGUGGAAUUAUAUCUCUUUGUAUUAAUAAAAGACAUGUAUUAAAUCAUUUUCUGGAAAAAAA